GGAUGAUUGGCCAAUGAUUGUCGCUUGUGUUAGCGCCUAUGCACACCGCUCGACACUGAAACUCGUAUCUCUCCCUCCUUCUCGCAAUGCAUUUCUGGCUGGUCUGUUCCCACUUGCUUUUGCUCUAUAUCCAAUCUUUGCAAAGAUGUGUCUUUAAACAGCCCUUUCAUACCGCAACCCAUUUGCAGAGGAACAUGACGCUUCCCGAAGACUUCCAACAAGCCACAAUAAUCGCUUGUUGCGAGAACCCGUUGCCUGGUAUUAUUUUCAGCCAAUAUGGCAAGCGCAUUAUCAGAAUAUCUGAUCAACAUGUCGUCAAAUGGGGCCCAGAUGUAACAAAGGAGGAAGCCGAAGCCCAGAGGAUAGCCUACGAACUUGUCGAUAGUCGCAUUGUUCGCAUACCUCAGGGCAAGGUCAUCGAACCAUUAGAGGACAUUUCUGCCAUCGAAAAGGUUGCGGGCGUGCUUGAUUAUUUCGCAACAUUCCGGCACAGAAUUCCUGGGUCUCUUUGUAGAGGGUUUUGUCACGGGCUUCUUUUUCACGAGACUGGAGAUCUGGUCUUCGACAGAAUGGACGGGAUAGAGGAAUGAUUCAAUAGUCGACUUUUCGCGCAUAAUCCAAACCUGACUCUCCAGGGCUGCGAGCUCGUGUUUUGCCAUUUGGAUAUAGCACCCCGGGACAUUCUGUGGCAGGAAGAUGGGUCUCUCUGUCUUGUUGAUU
Aspergillus glaucus CBS 516.65 is the source of this 720-nucleotide messenger RNA. RefSeq lists its product as uncharacterized. NCBI's taxonomy places the organism in Eukaryota, Fungi, Ascomycota, Eurotiomycetes, Eurotiales, Aspergillaceae. The transcript is spliced from 2 exons. Bases 87 to 590 code for a protein of 167 amino acids. The record is from RefSeq and is a predicted model, not a curated record.